This is a messenger RNA of Macrosiphum euphorbiae (potato aphid), 1662 nucleotides long. The record is from the annotation of a GenBank genome assembly. NCBI's taxonomy places the organism in Eukaryota, Metazoa, Arthropoda, Insecta, Hemiptera, Aphididae.
AUGGUUUGCCAGAGUCUUAUGGAGUUGAAAAUUGUCGUCCGUUCGAUUAUAGUUGCGUGCAAAAACCAAUUAACAAUCGACGAAUUAUGGAAAAGGACAAAUUACGUAUUCGGAGGACCCCAACAAGUACAGUUAAAACUGUUCGGUUACGAUACUCCUCUUGAUUUUCUUAAAAGUGUACCAGAUAUCGUUCAGUUAGAAGAUUCAGAAGAUACAAACUCUAUUGUUAAUUUAGUAAGUUCAAAAUUGAGCAGGCAUAUGGAGCUAUUAGUCUCAACCAAUAUAAUAAGGCCACCCAAAAGUAAAAUUAGUCACCACAAUUUAUUGGUACCAUACAGAACACAAUGUGCAUUUAUCAGAAUCUUUUAUGAAUUAUAUCCGGAAGGUUUGUCUAUAAGUACUUUUAAUUCUGAUGUUUUGUGUAUUCCAAUAUUUCAGUCUUACAUCGACUGUGUUGAUAUACUAUUGUCAAAAUUGGACCAUGUAUUUAUAAGAAGGGGAAUGAAUAUGAUAUGCCUGCACCCUAAAUUAGUCAACAGAUUGAAAGAAAUAAUUGAGACAGAUGGUAAAUAUACAGCUAUGGAUAUAUGCAACAUUGAUCAGUAUUCAUUAGAAAAUAAAUAUGAUGAUCAACAAAUUUCCAACGGAUUAGAAUACCCAUUGUUCAAUAUUUUAGAAGAAACAAUUAAAACUAAUAUUGAACAACUGUUAAAUGAAAUACCUGGUUGGAUAUCUGAUACACAAAUGUGUAGUUUAUACAUUGACAAAUUUGGUUCUCCAUUUAAUCAUUAUACACGAUGGGGUUUUAGUAGAAUUAGUCAAAUGUUUUCAAAACUACCAGAAUUGUGUUGUGUUCAUUUCUCAAUGGAUGAAGUAGAAAUAAUUUCAUCAUUAAAACAUACUUGUAAUGAUCAUAAGAAUUCAAAUGUAUCAGAAGAAGCAAACAAGUCCAGAAAUUGUUCUAUUAAUGCAAAAGAAAAAUUUGAUAAUGAACCAAAUGAAAAUGAUGGAGUAUUAAAAAAAUUUUUAAGAAAAGAUCCAUAUUUACAGACACCAUUACACGAUUGUUUCUUGGAUCAAGAAAUUCAACAUUCCGAAUUGAAAAUCAAUAAUUCAUUAAAUGUCAAUGUUUGUGGAGUUUAUACAAAUAUUAUACCAACUGUAGUAUGUCAAAGACUUGAACAAUAUCAUGAAUUCCAGAAGUUAUUAACUGAUAUGAAAAACUUCUAUUUUCUACACGAAACAGAGUUAUUAUUUGAUACAACUAUAACAAUGCUAAAACAAACAUAUGCAUAUUGUUUUGAUGAUUGUUGGUACAGAGGAAUUGUUACUGAUAUCAACUUGAGUAUAAUAAAAAUGAUUAAUAUUGACAAUGGUUUGAUGCAUACUAUUUUAUUUGAAGACAUCAGAUUACUACAUAAAAAAUUUAGCCAAUUACCACCACAAUCAUUAACUUGUAAUUUACACGGAAUAGAUUCUAUAGAAGAAGAUGAACUUUUGAAAAUUAUGGAUAAAAAAUGUACAAUAUAUGUUGUUUCUACCGAUCAACAAAAUAAAUCUGCAAUCAUCAAAAUUAAGUUGAUGGAUUCUGUAUCAGAUAAGUACUUAAAUGAAGAAUGGAUAGAAAGCGGUGUUGCCGAACCAGAUUCAGAUGAAGAGUAA